CUCGUGGUGAAAGACGCCAUCCUUGAAGAAGAGCUUCCUGCGCUCGACAGGAGCUCUCUCUCACUGAUUCCUCCCUCUCCCCGUGCACACAAGAGGCGGGGCUGAAGAAAGAUGGAAGCCCGAUCAGCGGAGCAAGUCCGUGCGCGUUGCUCUUAGCACACGUGGCCAAGAACAGAAAAAAGGACGGACGUGUUUUCUCCGCCCCUCGCAACGUUAGGCACUGGACUGAAAAACACGCCCACACGACACGCUCGCGCGAACCAGAGGCGACGAAAAGAAAAGACGGGGCGACCACUUUGGACAAUAAGUAGUAGCGCGCCCUCCAUUGCGAAACGGGGGAUCCACUUGCGAUCUAGCUGCAAAGAAGACGCGCUCGGGCCCAAUUUAUCUGUGCAGGCGUACGAGGUUCGCGCCACGGUCGAACGACAUUGGUACGCGUUUCGAAGACGAAGAUGAGCCAGAACGACACGCUGCCGGACUGGGGCCGGGUCGUCAUUGCCGGAGGUACCGACUGGCGGAACUUGGGACGAAAGCCACCUGGCGGGAAGGUGGCAUCGCCUGAUGCACCCGACCUGCCAGACCCGCAUAUCUUGAGAGAUGUGGCCAACCAGAAGAUGAAGAGGGUGUUCAGUGGUCACUCCGCGUGCCACGCAGUCUUCAUCAACACGCGCGGCGAGGCCUUUGUCCUCGGUCGAAACGAACACGGGCAGUGCGGGGUGCCCAUCCAAGCCGACGCAGGCGAGCCAAAGGGCACCACCGGGCCUGUCAUCUCCGUCCCCGUCAAGCUGCUACGGAGCCGACAUUUCACGCCCGAGCUCCCCAGAGGCCCCGACGGUGAAAUCGUGCACGUUGCGUGUGGACGCAACCACACCAUCCUCGUCACCCGAGGCGGGCAAGCGUAUGCUGCUGGUGCAAAUGCCUUGGGCCAGUGUGGAAAUGCAGACACAAUCGACUUGCAGGGCUUUCGUAAAAUUGAAGGGGCGCCGUUCAUCAAGGAAAAGGACCCCGUUGUCCAGGCCGGUGCGGGCGUUACCUUCAGCCUCGUCCUCACAGCUUCUGGAAAAGUCUAUGCCAUGGGAUCUUCCGAAAAGGGUCAGAUGGGCAAUGGAAAGACGGGAGAGCACUUUGUCACAAGCAACAAGCUGGCAUUCAACACCUUCACCGAGCCCAUCCUCGUUCGUGCCAUCUCGGACAAGAAGAUUGUCCAGAUCUCGUGUGGACAGCAGCACGCCAUUGCUAUGGAUGAGGAGGGAUUCUGCUAUGUGUGGGGUUUCGGAGGAUAUGGCAGACUGGGCUUGGGUCAGCAAACGGACAUGUUGACGCCCACGCUCGUCCCUCAAUUUGCUAGGGACAAUCAAUUGACACGGGCAGAGCAGGUUAUUGCCGGACCCACCAAUACCGUCGUCAUCGAUCGCCAGAGAAUGUACUGGCUCGCAGGCAAGUGGAAGACGUCGGGCGACGGUGGCGCCGGCCAGGGCUUCAUGACGUUCAAAUACCUUCCCGACCUGAUGGGAUGCAAGAUGCAACGCGCCGCCCUCGGAGGCGUCACGCUCAUCUGUACCGCUGACGAGGAGGCGACCGCCCGCGGCCCACACGAGGCGACGAUGAACAUCUGCUGGGGUCAGAAUGCGACCUACGGCGAGCUGGGUCUCGGUGUUGACAAGCCUCGAAGCGCGACAAAGCCUCAGCGCUGCGAGACGCUCGAUGGAAUCAGCAUCAUCGACCUGGCUGCGGGUCAGAACACAACGUACUACAUUGCGCGCAACCUUGGCGACAACUAUGCCGAAUUGCCGCGCUUCCCCGAGCUCGUCGAGUCGUCAGACGUGUGCCAGGUCUGCCAGUCGGAAAAGUCAAAGACGGGCGACGACGAUAAGGACGUGCUGCUCGAGUGCGAACGAUGCGAGCACCCGUACCACCUCCAGUGCCUCGACCCGCCGUUGGAUGCCGUGCCAGAGGGCGAAUGGCAGUGCCCAGUCUGCGUCGAAGACGGGGAGGCAUCCGAGGACGCUGACGCACAGGCUGCGAGCAAGAAAAAGGGUCAAAAGAAUGGAUCGGCAACAGCGGCGCCUGCAUCCUCAAACAAAAAGAGGGGCGCUGGAACAAUCCAGGAGGAGGCAAAGCCAAAGAAGAAGGGGAAGAAGUGAUGAACAAUUCGGAGAAGGCGAAGGGCUGGAAGAGGGCCGCAUUCGUCUUACUGCGAUCGCCUUCACCCUGCCUUUCCGCUGGGCAUCUGUCCCUGAUGUAUUCUAAGGAGUAGUCUUGCAUGAAUAGUGCUACAACAUGAUAUGUAAAGAACAAUAACAAUGGGUCGAUCCAGUCGACAUUC
Molecule: messenger RNA, 2326 nt
Organism: Acaromyces ingoldii
Lineage: Eukaryota; Fungi; Basidiomycota; Exobasidiomycetes; Exobasidiales; Cryptobasidiaceae
Product: RCC1/BLIP-II
Exons: 6
Coding region: 453-2144 (563 amino acids)
Source: RefSeq, a predicted model, not a curated record